CUUUGUAUUAAAAAUAAAACGCUUGAGUGUUACCUUCGUACACGUUUUUCGCAGUUAAGUGCACACAAGGAGACGCAUACACACACCUAUACACAUACGUAUACCUGCAGUAGUAGUAUUAAUCUAGUGAUUUUAUGGUCCUCCACACGACCACAAGGACGACCGACACAAUCGCCUCAUACAGUCCGUGUCAGUUGCUCACACGAACCGGUGCGCGGGGCUGCUGUCGCUCGAACCGUAAACGCUCGCUUGUAAAAUGCUGCAUCACUUGCAAGCGCAGCUAAAAGAUGCUACUAAAAAAAUAUAUCAAAAAUCGUCGAAAGCUAAAGAUACUCUUUCUACUAACGGUCAUUGUGCUAAUUGUGAUUACAGUGGUCAUUUUGAACAUCUCGCCCAAUGUGAACUCCACUGAACGUGUGCUCGACGAGCGUUUUAUAGCGCGCAUCUAUGGUGGUAGUGGUGGUGGUGGCGGUGUUGGUAGUGGUAUGAGCGGUGGGCGUUUGGAGCAGCCACCAUUGAAAUCGCCCCGCCAAAAUGGCGUUAUUGUGCCGGAGAAAUAUGACGAGCAUAAAUUGAAGACGCGCAUAGCACAGGAGCGCGUGCUGCAGCUGAAGCAGGAGCAGCAGCAGCAACACAAUGCCAUCGAGGCAGGUGAGGAGCAUGCCAAAUUGGAGGGCACCACAACGGGUGUGCAUAUAUUCUAUAGCGCGCCCGUCGCUUGGUAUAAGACCAAAAAGUCACAGCUUGUCGCACCACGCGUGCAGUUGCGUGGUGCCGCUAAGGAGUUACUAAACGAUGUUUCUGAUGCCGUCCUUUCAUCAUCAUUUGCAACGUCAGCAACAACGCUCACAACAACUGUGAAACCGGUGCGUAUACUCAACACUGCGUUCUAUCCGGCACUGGGGCUGUAUAGGCCCACAACUAGUUUGCUGCAGAAACAUUUCGAUAACAUACAUAACUGUGGCAUUGGCGUACUCAUACUCAGCUGUAGCGGCAAAUCGGGUGAAGUGGCGCUCUAUCGCGAGUUGCUCGAGCUGGCGCCAAGUUAUAAUUUGAGUAUUACCUUUGAGAUAAGCGUUGCGGGCAAUCAGAGUUUGGAGUUUCUCCAACAGCAAUUGGAGGCUUUGCGCCGUUACUCAACUGCUGAGAGUUUCUAUCGCGUUUAUUCGUUAUCGCGUAGGCGUUUGGUGCCCGUGAUUUACGUGAGCAAUGCUUAUAAGUUAAGCGAUACGCCGGCAGGACGUGCCAUGUGUCCGUCGCAGGCGGAGAGUUUGCGAAACCUGUUUGACGGUUACUUCAUCGGACACAUUAGAUUAAAAAAUCACGUGGAUAUCAUGCGACGUCUCUGUUUCGAGGGUUUCUACAAUAAAUUACCCAGUAAUGGAGCGACAUUUGCGAGCACAUGGAAGAAUUGGUCUUAUUUAAAAUCAUACGCCUUAACCUACAAAAUGCUGUUUGUGCCAACAGUGGGACCCGGCUUUGCGGAGCGCAAUAAAUUUCCCAGGCACGGUGAUAUACAAAGACAUCGGAGCAAUGGCAGGUAUUAUGGCGUGGCUUGGCGCACGGCGAUACUCAAUCAUGUGGGCUUUAUAAACAUAGCCAGCUACAAUAAUUGGCCGGAUGGCAGUCAAAUUGAAGAGGUCAUGCCAAAGGCGGGCUUCUUAGACUACAAUCCAGGUGCGAAAACUAAGUAUAUAGAUUUAACAACACAUUGGGUGGGUAAUUUCCUGAAGACGCGUCAUGAGGCGGCGGCCGCUGUUGCUGUUCCCGGUCAGCCGAGUUGUUAUGAAUUCUUGAAUAAUACAAUUUGUUAAAGGCCGAUUAACUUAAGAUGAACAAUAAUAAAAAAAAUGCUAAAUUAUA
Messenger RNA from Ceratitis capitata (Mediterranean fruit fly), 1863 nucleotides. RefSeq names its product glycoprotein endo-alpha-1,2-mannosidase. Gene Ontology annotation, cellular component: Golgi apparatus. Gene Ontology annotation, molecular function: alpha-mannosidase activity. The record is from RefSeq and is a predicted model, not a curated record. NCBI's taxonomy places the organism in Eukaryota, Metazoa, Arthropoda, Insecta, Diptera, Tephritidae. The transcript has 3 exons. Bases 288 to 1814 code for a protein of 508 amino acids.